AUGCCAGCGGCACCGUCGCGCCGCCGCUCCCGGUCUGCCUUCGAAGCCGACGGGGAGGCCGCAUCGUCGUCCGGUGCCGAAUCUCAGAAGCGCUUGAAACGCAGCGCCUCACACGACGAAGAGGACGAGGAAGCAGACGAGGACGACGAGUAUGAUGACGACCCAUUUGCACCCACCCAGCGCACCAACGGCCUCCCGAAUGGCUCCCACGGCUCCGGCGAGACCACCCACUCACCCGGCGCCGUCGUCAGGGUCAAGCUCGUCAACUUCGUCACCUACGAGAACGCCGUCUUCUACCCCGGCCCCCACCUGAACAUGAUCAUCGGCCCCAACGGCACCGGCAAGAGCUCUCUGGUCUGCGCCCUCGCCCUGGGUCUGGGCUACAACACCAGUGUCCUCGGCCGUGCUACCAAGUUCGGUGAAUAUGUCACCCACGGAAGGGAUACCGCCACGGUCGAGAUCGAGCUGCAGAGGCGUCCCAGGGAGAAGAAGAACCACGUCAUCCGUCUGGACAUCAUACGGGAGAACGACAAGCGCAAGUUCUGGCUUAAUGGGAAGCCUUGCCUCGUCAAGGUGGUCCAGGGCCUCGUCGCCAACCUGCGCAUCGCUUGCGAUAAUCUGUGCCAGUUUCUCCCCCAGGAGAAGGUUGCCGAGUUUGCCGGCCUCACCCCUGUACAGCUCCUCCACGAGACCUUGCGCGCCGCCGCCCCCGAGGAGGUCAUCAACUGGCAGACGGCCCUCAAGACGCUCUUCAUUGACUUCAAGGACCUCAAGGCCAGGGUCGAGACGCAGACCGCGAACCUGACCAACCUCCAGUCCCGCCAGCAGGGCCUCCAGGCCGACGUCGACAGGCUUAACGAGCGUGAGGCUAUCAAGAACGCCGUCGAGGACAUGAGGAAGGCUCGCUUGUGCGCCGAGUACAACGAGGCCCGGAUCAGAACCAAGGCCGAGACCAAGAAGAGGAAGGACGCCGAGAAGCGCCUCAAGGCCCUUGAGCAGGCCUGUGGGCCCGGCCUAGAGGCAGUGAACGACAAGGAGGCGUACAAGGCCAAGGUCGGAGCCGUCCUCGACCACAGGAAGAAAGCACUGAAGACCGCCGAAUCAAAUGCCGAUCAGGCCUUUCGUACCGUCGAGUCACUUGGCGAGCAAAUCAAGGAGUGCCAGAACAACAUAGAACAGGAGAAGCAACUCUUCACCACCAAGAAGGCGGCCGUUGGCAAGCUUCGCCAAACCAUCACCAGAUUCGAGGCCGAGUACAAGAACGAGCCUCCGCACUUCAACGCCGCUGACUGGAAUCAAAAGAUUCGAGAACAAGAACAUGUCCUCCGUGAUCUAGUGCCCGAGAAGCGCCAGAUCCAGGACAGCAUUGGAGAUAUCAAAUUGCAAGGCCGCCAAAACAAGACAGAGAUCGACGCAAUUCAGCAGAAUAUUAACAGCCUGAACUCCCAACAAGGCCAAAAGAUCAGCUUCCUGAAGCGAUUCAAUCCCGAGGUCUACCAAGGCUGGGAAUGGCUGCAGGAAAACCAGGAUAAGUUCGAGAAGGAGGUUUUCGGGCCGCCCAUGCUGACUUGUUCGCUGAAGGACGAGCGUUACUCUGACCUGAUUCAGUCCAUGCUCCAAGCCAACGACUUUCUGUGCUUCACCUGCCAGACCAGAAAGGACCAUAAGACCCUGAGUGAGAAGUUCUACAAGGAUAUGGGGCUAUCUAUUACGAUCAGGACUUGUGGUACCGAUUUCCGAACUUUUCAGCCCCCGAUGCCGGUAGUUGAUGCCUGCCGUCUUGGCCUAGAUGGGUACGCCAUUGACUUCAUGGACGGCCCGGAACCAGUGCUGGCCAUGCUCUGCUCCGAAAGAUUUCUGCAUGCUUCUGGCGUUGCUCUGGAGGACAUCUCGUCUGAGCAGUUCGAUGCGCUCCAAAACAGCCAAAGGAUCAACACAUGGGCGACGGGCCAAACCUUCUUCCGCGUCAUCCGCCGGAGAGAGUACGGCCCCGAUGCUACAACCACCAGCACGCGCAAGGUAAAUCAGGGGAGGUUCUGGACCGACCAGCCAAUAGACAACCAAGAAAUGACGGAUCUGCAAGGCAAACUGAACGAGGCGACCGAGCGCAGGAGGCAGCUCUUGGAGAGCCUCAAGGAUGCCCAGGCCAAAGUGCCGGAGAUAGAGGAGAAGGAGUCGACUGUGCAAAAAAGACUCGACGAAUUAAAGAACGAGAAAAGCGAGCUGCAAGCCGCUCACUCUCGGUGGGUGGGAAUCCCAGACAAGAUUGAGGCACAAAAACGGAUUCUUGAUACUACGCGCGAGUCCAUGCAAGCCUGCAAGGCUAGGGUGGCUGAACUCGAUACGAGAAGUGAUGAACUCUUAGUGGAGAAGGGCCAGGCUGUCUUGAAACACAAGGAAGCGGUAUCACAAAUACGUGAUACUUAUCACAGUCUUCUUGACGUCCAGAUUCGACUGAUUGAAGCUUCAUCCGACGUAAGGGGGCUGAAGGAACGCAAUAGCGAGAUAACACGGAGUCUCGAGGAGAAGAAGGAGGAGAUCAAGGCUUUCGCGCAUAAUGCGGCCAUUGCAAAGCGCGAGGCAGAGGAUGCCAAGCAAAGGGUAACCGACAUGCUCGCCCAGAGCGAGGAAGGGAACGAUGACUUCCCGCGGUACCAAGCCAUGAUUGAGGAGAAGACGCUUUCCGAAAUUGACCACGAGAUCCAAGCCGAGGAAGCCAAACUCGAGCUGAUUCAUGCCGUCGACCCUGGCGUGCUUCGGCAGUUCGAGAAACGUGCCAAGGAUAUCGAGGAGCUCGUCAAGGACAAGGAAAAAUCAUCCACCAAGCUUGGACGACUUGAAGCGCAGAUUAAGGAACUGAUGGAGAAGUUCGAGCCAAAGAUCGAUGAACUCAUUGCCAAGGUUAACCAAGGGUUCGGCCACAACUUUGACAUGAUCAGCUGUGCCGGAGAGGUCAACAUCCACAAGGACGACGAUUUUGAGCAAUGGGCCAUCGAGAUCAAAGUUAAAUUCCGAGAGCACGAAGAGCUCCAGCUCCUCAACCAGCACCGCCAGUCGGGCGGCGAGCGCGCCGUGUCGACCGUCUUCUACAUCAUGGCGCUGCAGUCGAUGGCGCAGGCGCCGUUCCGCGUCGUCGACGAGAUCAACCAGGGCAUGGACCCGCGCAACGAGCGCAUGGUGCACGAACGCAUGGUCGAGAUCGCCUGCCGCGAGCACACCAGCCAGUACUUCCUCAUCACCCCCAAGCUGCUCACCGGCCUGCGCUACGACGAGCGCAUGCGCGUCCUCUGCAUCGCCAGCGGCGAGAACGUCCCCGAGACCGCCGUCGACCUCGACUUUGGCAAGCUGAUCACGAAGCAGCUCGCCCUCAAGGCUGCUGCUUAA
Messenger RNA from Neoarthrinium moseri, 3384 nucleotides. RefSeq lists its product as uncharacterized. Gene Ontology annotation, biological process: double-strand break repair via homologous recombination. The record is from RefSeq and is a predicted model, not a curated record. Gene Ontology annotation, cellular component: Smc5-Smc6 complex. Bases 1 to 3384 code for a protein of 1127 amino acids. The transcript is spliced from 5 exons. Gene Ontology annotation, molecular function: ATP hydrolysis activity; ATP binding. Lineage: Eukaryota; Fungi; Ascomycota; Sordariomycetes; Amphisphaeriales; Apiosporaceae.